Molecule: messenger RNA, 360 nt
Organism: Lolium rigidum
Lineage: Eukaryota; Viridiplantae; Streptophyta; Magnoliopsida; Poales; Poaceae
Product: late embryogenesis abundant protein 6-like
Exons: 1
Coding region: 1-360 (119 amino acids)
Biological process (GO): embryo development ending in seed dormancy
Source: RefSeq, a predicted model, not a curated record
AUGCAGCACGCGAAGGAGAAGGUGAAGGACGGCGCGAGCGCGGCCAAGGCCAAGACCAAGGUGGCGCAGGCCAAGGCGGAGGAGAAGGCGGAGACGGCGACGGCGAGGUCGCACGCCGAGCGGGAGCUGGCGCACGAGCGCGGCAAGGCCAAGGUCGCCGCCGCCAAGAUGGAGCUGCACCAGGACAAGGCGCUCCACCGCGAGGAGGCCAUCGAGCACCGCCUUCACAAGCACGGGCACGGGCUCGCCGGCGGCUACGGACACCACAACAAGCAUGGAGUGGCCGCCGCGCCGGCAACGGCGCCGGUGCCGGGUGCCGGAGCGUACUAUCCUCCUGCCGCCGGCACUGGCCACUACUAA